Messenger RNA from Notolabrus celidotus (New Zealand spotty), 5380 nucleotides. RefSeq lists its product as uncharacterized. NCBI's taxonomy places the organism in Eukaryota, Metazoa, Chordata, Actinopteri, Labriformes, Labridae. The transcript has 2 exons. The record is from RefSeq and is a predicted model, not a curated record. Bases 932 to 2296 code for a protein of 454 amino acids.
ACCUGCCCACUCCUCCUCCUCCUCCUCCUCCUGCGCUGCUGGGAGGUCGGGACUCCCUCUUUAUCGCUGCUGCCAUGCAGCGGUCCGUCAGUGUGCCAGCAGUCAGCGCAGAGCGCAGAGCGCAGCGCACCGCUGAACAGACCGUCUGAGACACAGAGCAGCUCCAAACCUUUAUCGGGAUUUGAAAGACAACAGGAGAGGAUAAACUGAGCGAACACGGGGGGUUCCAUGCAGGUGAGGUGAGGACAAGGACACGAUCUGCAUUUGCCCCAUCUGUCCGUCGACAAACUAAGUGCCACGGUGCCGGCCACCCUCAAGUCACCUCAGCCACGACGGGCAACAAACAAGCUCACCUCAGACAGCCGGCACAAAGCAAAUAUCUGAGACCAGUAUAUCUCAUUUCUUCAAGCCGCUGUCUCUGAAAGAUCAACAGCAGAAGAAGGGUGUUGUUGGGAGACAGAAAGAGAGAAGAAAAAGUGGGGGAGGAAAAAGUAACCCUUUCAAAGUGCUCCCUGCCUGCUAUUUCUGCUGCGCUGUGGGCAGGCAGCGUCUCAUUUGGGAGUGAUCUUGGCUGACAAAAAAAGGACUUUCCUGUGCCCUGCCUACCGAUCCAAAUGCCUGCAUAAAUACUGGAUAGAGAUAUCAUUUUGUCUGGGCUCUGACACUGCCCAACAAAGAGACUCUAGGCUAUCUAUAGAAAACAUUACACCAAACUUUGACUCUGCGGUGUCCUGGAUCACUACCUAUCUAUUACCCUUCAAGGAGUGUUCAAGAGCUGUGAGAAAGUGAGUGAGAGUUGGCAGUUUGCAAACUAUUUAAACUCUCCUUAGAAGUAUUUGUAACAAAACCCACAACUGCUCCCUGGGGGACGCCAGAAAUCAGUCAUUCAGCGCCAACAGUUUUGAUGUCUGCCUCAGUUCAGUGAAUCAACAUGAAGCCCCUAACACCAAUUGGAUCCCCCUCUCCUCUGAGGCUCCUCAACAAGGGUCCAGACUACCUGCGCAGGCAGAUAGAUGGUGGAGGCAACGGACGCUCAAUCAGCGCGGUGGAGAGACUUGAGGCGGACAAAGCCAAAUAUGUGAAGAGCCAGCAGGUGAUUAACACCAAACAGGAGCCUGUGCUAGUGCCCUGUGCCACCCCACCACCGCAGCCCCGAAGAGCCUUUUCCACCACUGGCAGCAUGACACCUCAUCUUCCCCCUCGCCGGUCCUCAAACACCGCCUUCUCUACACUCUCUGGAUCCUUCACCUCAAGAGAUGAAAAUGAAAACGAUGACUCGAGGAAGGAGAACAGACGGACUUCGGUUGACGUUGAAGCGCACAACAGGAGCAAUGUGAACAAAAUGCUGCCCCCCAACCCAAGGACUCCUGGGAAAAAUAUUUUAGUAGCACCUCACAGUGCUCCUGUUCUCAGAAGAAGCACCGGUAAACGCAUGCUGAGGCCGGACUCCCUCCUCAUUUACAGGCAAAAGAAAGAGUGCAAAAGUCCCAGUGGGGCAGCAGAGGGAGAGAGUAAUAACUCAGAACUGAAGGGUUAUAGUUUUGUCCGCCGCCUCUUCCAGGGCUCCAUGAGGGAGAAGAGUAGCAGCGGUGAAGGAAAAAUCCAAAAGAUGGUGAUCGGUGAAGAGAAAGCACCAUCACGGGAUGGAGAAUCCCGCAUGUCUUGGACCAACGAAAAGGACACUACUGAUGCUGGACUAGUGAGCCGGAGGUCUAGUAAAACUGACCAAGAACGCAGCCCAGGGUCCAUCCCAAGCCCUGGGACUGGCUGUACACUUGAACUAACAAAGACUGGAGUUACAAAUGGUACCAAUGAUGGAGACAAUGAUGGUAUCACCACCAAUGGCAACCACUCAAGUAAACCUGAUGAUCAGAACGACCCCUGGAAGAGGGCGUCGCCGCAGCCAGCACCCAGAAGGCGGUUUGGGGAGUUGCAGCGGUCAAAGUCAGAUCUGCGUCUUCGAGGCUCAGUAGCACUAUCAGAGCAGGAGCAUUUCUUUGACUUCUGCGGGUUGGACAUGGACAUGAUAGACCGCCUAGGUCGAGAUAACUUCCUCUCUGGUGCCAGCUCCAUAGACACGCUGUCGUUGGCGCUCCGCAGUGUUGGAGGGGACGGCUGUGGGGGCUCGGAGCCCAGCGAGUUCUCCCGACACUCAGGGGACGGGUUGUUUCAGGAGGAGCUGGCUGAUCAGAUUCCCACUGGAGUGUCAAUAAUUGAGAGGAAUGCUCGGGUCAUAAAGUGGCUUUACGGGUGUAAGAAUGCUGCUCGAGAGGGACCCAAAGAGUCUACUGUUUAAUACGGGGAGGAGGAAGCAUGUGCUGUGGAUCCUGAAGGUUUCUUUUCUGAUAAAACAGUUAACCAAGAGACUUGAACGUCCUUAUCUAGAGAGAAAAAAAACAACCAGUGCAAUCACCGGAUGUUGCAUUCAGAUCUUGACCCCUUUGUGCUGAAAUUUGCAGCUGAAACGCUCUUCAAACUAAAAGUCAAAGCACUGAAUCAUCACUGAAUCCAGUAUGGGCUGUGAUUGGCUCGCAGCCUCGCCACAAUGCAUCACAGAGAGCAAAAAAGGACUCUGUUCUAGUUGGGUUUUUUUCCCACAAGCAUCAAUGCAAGUCAAAGCUGCUGAGCUUCACAGAGCGGCGCUGUGAUGAAAUGUGAUUUUCUUUAAAUCUCAAUGAGAAUCCAUUCACUUAGGCUUUGUUUCAGGCUCUGAUUCCUGCACAAAGGGUUCACAUUUCACAGCACAUGAUAACCAAUGCUCCCCAUGACUCCUCCAAAGAGACUGCUUCUUUAAAUGAAAGAACAACUGCUACUAGUUUUAUCUUGUCAAAUUGAUAUAUUGUAUUUAUAGAUCCUAUGGAAGUAUUAUGUGGGUGAUAAAGACAGAUGACUGAAACAACUUCUUCCUGCCAGAUGUUUUGGUAUUUGUCUGUUUGUAUGGCUGUGUUAAGAGUGGACUUUGGAGUCCUCUCCGUUUGUAUUUUAUUUUUAUUUUCAGUUAGUGACUGAACUGGAACAAACACUGAUCUGGAAUCAGCCCCUGUGACCCCUCCCAAGGCACAUACGUGUAUGUCAGAGUCAACUCAACAACUCUCUAUUAAUGACUAAAUUAAAAUGGAAAACCACUAAGCUAUGUUUUAUUCUGAACUGGAAAAAUGUUGUGUGAGUGUGAAGUGAACCAUGAGUACCUCAUUCAAAUCUGUCCCAGUUUAGUUUGUGUGUUGCAUUUUUUAUUUUUUUUUAUUUUACUCCUUAAACGCAGGCGUUGGAACAAACAUGCGAGACGCCCCUGUGGGGUUGUUAAUGCACUGAGCUGGAUAGAGGGAGAGGAAAUGAAAGAUGGAGAUAAAGCUUUAACUGUUUGCAGAGACUCAUCUCAUUUAAUAUUAAACACUGAGCUGGAUUCACCUACAUCACUGAAGAUGAGGAUCCAUGCCUGGCCAGUCAAUUUCAUCAUUUCAUCUCAUUUUCCAAACCCUAAAGAGGGUCAGCUCUCUCACAGUAAACACGGUCCAAUAAUCACUCGUGACACAGUUAUUGAUUAACAGAGCUAAUGUUUCCUGCUUGUUCAGUGCUCACAGAUGUUAAAGGGCAGCACACUGCAAAAACUCCAAUUACAGCAGGAGUGUUUGUCUUAUAUCUAAUCAAAAAUAUUUCAUUAGACUUAAUACAAGCCGCAUUUACAUUACAAGUCCAGAUAAACAUCUUAUAUCAAGUUAUUAUGAGCAACAAAUAAGGCCGGAUUUUUUUUGUGAAAAGCAAAAAUAUCUGCCAAUGCAGUCAGCAAAAUUCCUGUGUUUCUUCAAAUAAGACAUUAUUCUGAUCCAAGAAACAUAAAGCUCCUGUGUGGCACUUUUGAUUUCAGUACAUUUCAGUGCCCCCUCCAAACCAAGUGAUACCUUCAAUCCCUUUUAUCCCUAUUCUAACUGUCAAAUCAUGAAGAGCAUUAAGUUUUUUUUUUUGUUUUUUUUUUAAAGCCUGGUUUGGAGUAGAUCACGUUGACAUCUACCCCCUGGCAGCAGUUUCAGACAUUAAAACCAUUUAAAUUAUAGUCAGUCUUCACACUGGUGGUCCUGUUUGCUUUUGUAGGUAAUAAGAAGACAUCUGUAGUCAUUUCAGUCUGUUUUAUAACCUGUUAAAAAAUCCACACAGGAGCUUUAAAAAGUACCAUAUAAUCUGGAAUAUAAAUUGCCUUGCAUAAAAGACAGUUUUGAACUGUGUUCCUGUCUGAACUUGCAACCAGCAAUGUGCAGUAGCUCUGCAGAUGUGUAGCUCUUUCUAGCACAAUCCAUUUUCCCCACCAUGCUAGCUCAUUCGGUAGUUGAGCUCAGCCUACUGUAGCAUGGUUUGUCGUGAGGUUUGGGUCUGCCCUUUACCCCCUCCUCUGGUCACAUGUCUAAAUUUAAGAGUCCUUUUGAUCAAGUCUGGAUCCAGCAUGCUUUGCAUUGAAGUGGCUGUUUGCUUUUUCAAACACCAUCUUCUGGGGCAAAUACGGUAAAACAAUAGGUAUUAAAAGUGCGUCUUAUACACUGAAUAUUAAAGUACAUUUUUCUUACUACUAUUGCAUAUAUUUCUACUCAUUACAAAUAAUUCAGGCCUUAUUUUCUUGAAGUAAUUUGGUUAUUCGGACCUGACUUGCUUAUGUUAAGUGUAUAGAGAUACUUUUGAAUUGAAAUAAGACAAACACACUCGCUGAGAUUUUAGUUCUUGCAGUAGAACUGACAACUAGGAAAGGAUCCUGUGAGUGCACUUUUGAAGAAAAUAACACAUUAAGACUUUCUAUCUCAUUAAAAGCAGUUUCAAAUAAGAACAUCUCAUGAACAAUAUAUAACCACUGAAAGUUAAAAGGUGUUCGAGUUGUCAAACCCUUGCUGUGCAAUGCUUCAGGAUGUCACUUUCACCAUCUGGCAGACGUUUAACCUUCAUAGCUGGCUCAGUCAGCCCUCCUCCCUGCUCCCUCUGAUAACCACAGAUCCUACCUCACUCCAUCCAUCCUUCAGUGAUUCUCACUUUAUCUCCAUGAAAGGUCAUUUCCAUCGCUUGGCCUGGAGGAUGCCACUGAAAUAUGACCUGAGGGUCUGCUGAGGUAUGCGGAGGUUAGACUGAGAGGCGUUCAGGGUACGUUAUAUUUGAACAUGUGAUAAAUUUACACAAUUACUUACUGCUUCAGAAAGUUUCUUUCUGUAUUCAUCAUCAGAAUGGCACACUCCUGACACAACCUGGACUUUUGUUUCCCAAUAAACCAUUUGGUUGCAUGUUUACAAAGAAGCUCCAUUAAACUCAGAAUCACUUUUUUUUAUUUGAGAUAAGAGAGAUUUAUCUUUUAUUCCAAAGACGUUUGUGUAUGAUGUACACAGCCAAUAAACACAAAGAGAAAAUA